Phalaenopsis equestris is the source of this 2814-nucleotide messenger RNA. RefSeq names its product probable pectin methyltransferase QUA2. Gene Ontology annotation, cellular component: cytoplasm. Gene Ontology annotation, molecular function: methyltransferase activity. The transcript is spliced from 9 exons. The record is from RefSeq and is a predicted model, not a curated record. The coding region runs from base 431 to 2407 and encodes 658 amino acids. NCBI's taxonomy places the organism in Eukaryota, Viridiplantae, Streptophyta, Magnoliopsida, Asparagales, Orchidaceae.
AAUAAUUUUUGUAAGAAAAGGCCAAUCCACGGCCCACUCAAAUCAUGACGAGAUUACCGGAUUCCUGUCCGCGUCCCUUUUCACAGCUUCUCGGAAAUCUGCUUUAACGGUGAUUAUGCACCCCAGCUAUUUGUCUAUCAUAGAUAGAUUCGGCUUCGGAGAUCAGCGGCGAUGGGGCAAUGCUGGAGAAAUCAUCCAUGGAGCAAUACUCUAAUCACCAUAAUUGAGUUUUCGUCGCAGUAUACUUUCUGCAGCGUAAGAUGAGAACUCCAAGAAAUUUUAUAAAAGACUGUCUUUUGAUCUCUGUCCUUGUUAGAAGCGAAAAAAAAGGUUUUUAGAUUUUCUGGCGAUGCGUUGGGGGGCAAUGGAGAGAGCUUCAAGGGAUUUGAUCUGAUGAUUCUGAGAAUUUUCUGGAAUUUUUGUGCUUUCAAUGUUGAAGGCAAGCCAUCGAGGACCCUAUGGCAGUAAUGGAAGGCCCUCUGGCUGCAACUUGGAGGGAGAUUCGUUUGAUAAGCAUAACAAUUUCACUAAAAAUGGUUCUCUGCGUGGAACUUCUAGCCCUUUUGGAAAGGUUGGGAAACGGCAACACUUGAAUCUUAACUUGCUCAAGCUGGGUCUUGCACUAGUUAGUCUUGCUGCUCUUUGUGGCUCACUUUGUUGGAUAACGUACAUCUCCAGUGCUUCACAAGUCGACAUCUAUCGAGGUUAUAGGCGUCUCCGGGAUCGGCUUAUUGCAGAUCUCUCAGUGGUAGGAGAACUCUCUCAUGGAGUUGGCAAGCUCAAAGAGCUUGAAUUCUGCCCGCAAGAAUAUGAAAAUUACGUGCCAUGUUACUAUAAUUUUUCAGAGAAUUUGGAUUCAAGAGAAGCUGAUCAGAUUGAUUAUCAAAGACAGUGUGUGCGGGGAUUGGCAAAGGGACUAACUUGUUUGGUUUUGCCACCAAAGAAUUACAGGAUUCCAUUGAGGUGGCCAAUUGGGAGGGACUUCAUUUGGAAAGAGAAUGUGAAGAUUUCAGGGCACGAGUUCUCAUCAGGAAGUUUGACAAAAAGGAUGAUGGUGGAGGAAGAGCAUAUCUCUUUUCACUCUGAUUCUUUAAUGGUAGAUGGUGUGGAAGACUAUUCCCAUCAGAUAGCUGAGAUGAUUGGUCUGAGGAAUGAGUCAAAUUUCAAUGAGGCAGGGGUCAGGACAGUCUUGGAUAUAGGCUGUGGCUUUGGUAGCUUUGGGGCACAUCUUUUCUCAAAACAAGUUCUUACUAUGUGUAUUGCGAACUAUGAGGCUUCUGGAAGUCAAGUACAAAUUACACUUGAAAGGGGUCUGCCUGCUAUGAUUGGUUCAUUUUCUUCAAAACAAUUGCCAUAUCCACAUCUCUCUUUUGAUAUGGUACAUUGUGCAAGAUGUGGGAUUGACUGGGAGAAUAAUGAUGGCAUCUUCCUGGUGGAAGUUGAUAGACUCUUAAGGCCUGGAGGAUACUUUGUCUGGACUUCAGUUAGGAAUUCCAACAGAUCUCUCCGUGAUAAGAAUAAUCAUAAAAAAUGGACCCUUAUUCGUGAUUUUGCUCAGAACCUCUGCUGGGAAAUGCUUUCACAGCAAGAAGAAACCAUCAUUUGGAAAAAGACGAGCAAAAAGAAAUGCUACAGGUCUCGAAAAGCUGGUCCUCCAGUAUGUGGUAAGAGUCAAGAUAUAGAAUCUCCCUACUAUCAACAACUUUAUCCUUGUGUUGGAGGAUUAAGAAGCCAACGUUGGAUCCCAAUUGAAAACCGAACACCUUGGCCUUCUCAGGCUAAUUUGAACUCAGCUGAACUUAGCAUUCAUGGUGUGCAUCAGGAGGACUUUGUGGAUGAUUCCUUAUACUGGAAUGCAGCAAUCCAUAACUAUUGGUCUCUUCUAUCGCCUCUUGUAUUUUCUGAUCAUCCAAAGAGACCAGGGGAUGAGGACCCUUCUCCACCUUUUAAUAUGCUUAGAAAUGUGCUGGACAUGAAUUCCCAAUUUGGUGGCUUCAAUGCUGCUUUGUUGGAAUCUGGAAAAUCUGUUUGGGUGAUGAAUGUUGUACCAACCACGAGUUAUAACUACCUCCCACUUAUUCUUGAUAGAGGAUUCAUUGGUGUUCAACAUGAUUGGUGCGAUGCAUUUCCAACAUAUCCAAGAACUUACGAUGCUGUGCUUGCUAAAGGGUUGUUGUCAACUCAUCAACAACACAGGUGUUCCAUUCCUGAUAUAUUCUUGGAGGUCGAUCGAAUAUUACGGCCAGAGGGCUGGGUCAUAGUUCAUGACUCAGCACCACUUGUUGAAUUGCUCAGAUCAGUGAUAACACAGAUGAGAUGGGAAGCACGCAUGGUAGAGAUAGAAGCUAACAAAGAUGAGAGGCUUCUUAUUUGCCAGAAACCCUUCUUCAGAAAACAGCCACAAUAAUUUCAAGGAAGAUUUACAACACUUAAUUCCUAUGUAUCAACAUACCUAACACCCAAACUUCAAUUUUUACAUUGAUACCAUCUUGCCCAUGCAUAAAAAAGUGUAUUUCACUACUGAAAAGUUAAUAUAGUUGUAGUUUUUAUGUGAUACAAAAUAUUUGUGUGUUAUAAAUGUAAAAAAAGUCAAGUUUAGGUGUCGGACAUGUAAAUAAAUAGGAAUUGAGAGGUAUGUAUGUAAAUGCCAUUCCUCAUAAGAGAAUCACUCGCUCGUUUGGCCAAAGUGGCCUCGUUCUGCUGUGGAGCCAAAGACGUUCUUGGGGAAAUGUAUAGUGAAUUCAAAGUUCAAAAGAGUAUAGCUCGAGAGUAUUUUGUCAGUUAAAUCUGUUCCAUAUGUAAAUUUGGUUUGUG